UUUAUUUAUUUUUCUUACAAUUAAAACCCUAGGACAACAAAACUAUUGUAGAACGCACAGCUCGCACUGACCUCAGCUUAGCCGUAGAAAAAGCAAAAUCUCGCCGGAGGGAGUCGAUCGUCAGAAACAGCGAGAAAGUCUUCCAGGUUUUCAUCCAUGGCGGAGGAAAAUUCUCAUUCAGAUAUAUUGUCAGAAGAAAAUGGAGCUAAAGAGGUUCCAAGUCUUGUAGAAGGAGUUGCUGAGAUUUCUUUGUCACCACAGAAAGAAGAAGAUGAUGGUAAAGAAGUUACAAAGAAGAAAAAGAAGAAAUCUAAAAGCAAGAAAAAGAAAGGACCCAUUGAGCAGACAGAUCCACCAUCAAUUCCUGUUCUUGAUCUUUUCCCUUCUGGAGAUUUCCCAGAAGGUGAAAUUCAGCAGUAUAAAGACGAUAACUUAUGGAGAACAACAUCAGAGGAGAAGAGAGAGCUGGAGCGCCUUGAGAAACCAAUUUAUAAUUCAGUCCGUCGAGCAGCUGAAGUCCAUCGUCAGGUUCGGAAGUAUAUGAAAAGCAUUAUAAAGCCUGGAAUGUUGAUGACCGAUAUGUGUGAAACUUUAGAGAACACCGUUCGUAAGCUAAUAUCUGAGGAUGGCCUGCAAGCAGGCAUUGCUUUCCCCACAGGGUGCUCUUUGAAUUGGGUUGCUGCUCACUGGACUCCUAAUUCGGGAGAUAAGACUGUUCUUCAGUAUGAUGAUGUGAUGAAGUUGGAUUUUGGCACCCAUGUAGAUGGACAUAUUGUUGAUUGUGCUUUUACUGUGGCGUUCAACCCGAUGUUUGAUCCACUGCUUGAAGCCUCUAGGGAAGCAACAUAUACGGGUAUUAAGGAAGCUGGAAUCGAUGUGCGCCUUUGUGACAUUGGUGCUGCAAUUCAAGAGGUCAUGGAGUCAUAUGAGGUUGAGAUUAAUGGGAAGAUGUAUCAAGUUAAAAGUAUACGGAAUUUGAAUGGACAUAGCAUUGGCAGCUAUCAAAUUCAUGCUGGUAAAUCCGUUCCCAUUGUGAAAGGUGGAGAGCAGACAAAGAUGGAAGAGGGAGAAUUUUAUGCUAUUGAAACCUUUGGGUCAACUGGGAAAGGAUACGUACGAGAAGACCUGGAAUGCAGCCACUACAUGAAAAACUUUGAUGUUGGUCAUAUGCCGCUGAGAUUGCCUAGAGCUAAGCAACUUUUAGCAACUAUUAACAAGAACUUCUCCACUUUGGCCUUCUGUAGACGAUAUUUAGAUCGCAUAGGAGAGACUAAAUACUUAAUGGCAUUGAAGAACUUGUGUGACGCAGGCAUUGUUCAGCCUUAUCCUCCUCUAUGUGACGUGAAAGGAAGCUAUGUAUCACAGUUUGAACAUACAAUCCUACUCCGACCAACAUGCAAAGAAGUUAUAUCAAAGGGUGAUGAUUAUUAAUGCGAACUUUAAGUGGUAUUUUGUUUAGACACAUGUUGUACCUUUUUCUUAUAAACUGUUGUUCACCAAAUUAUUCAACACUUAUGUUUUGUAACUCACAGGUGUCUGUCUUAUAGAGUUUUACAGUACUUAUUUUUGUCAAUUGUGAUAUUACUAGUUUAAGACGUUCACCAACAAAACUAUGUUAUUAACGCUA
Vicia villosa (hairy vetch) is the source of this 1627-nucleotide messenger RNA. RefSeq names its product methionine aminopeptidase 2B. Lineage: Eukaryota; Viridiplantae; Streptophyta; Magnoliopsida; Fabales; Fabaceae. The transcript has 12 exons. Gene Ontology annotation, biological process: proteolysis. The record is from RefSeq and is a predicted model, not a curated record. Gene Ontology annotation, molecular function: metalloaminopeptidase activity. The coding region runs from base 157 to 1431 and encodes 424 amino acids.